Messenger RNA from Prorocentrum cordatum, 837 nucleotides. The record is from the annotation of a GenBank genome assembly. Lineage: Eukaryota; Dinophyceae; Prorocentrales; Prorocentraceae.
UCGCGUCCGUGCACGACUCGGAGGUGGAGGAGGUGUGCGCUUCGCAGAGACAGCGCCACUCUGAGAGCGACGCUCGGGCCGCGGAGCAAAGUCUUGACCACAACGAGUGCGACGCUCCCUGGCAGCUCUACGUGCCGCUCCACCGUCGGUGCCCAGAGCUUGACCGCCUCCAGCAGCAACCAAGAGGGCGUCGGACCCACGAGGACGUCGGCCGUGAAAGAGCCGCACGCAGACCCCACCGCUGGGACCCCGGUGCUGGACAUGGUCGCCGAGGACGACGACGACCACCGCUCCUCCUCGGGCAAUCGGCACGAUGAGGGCAGUCGGGCGUCUGAGCUCGUGGGUGACAGGGAGCACCACGCCACGUCCGAGCAGGAGUUCACGCUCCAGGCCCACUGGCUGAAGCCGGCGCACUCGAAGGAUGAUUCCGCCAGGUCUGUCGCCAAUGAGGUGUCCUACAUGGGGGUGAACUCCGUCUGGGGCGGGAUGGCGGUAGAGCCAGACUCGAAGGACAUGCAGUCCCAUAAAGGCUCCAAGGAGUGGUUUCCGCAGUAUCCCAACAGCGAGUCGCGCAUCCUCUGGGACUGCGUGUCGGCCAUGUUGGUGAUCUACGACGUCGCCAUGCUGCCGCUGGCGGUCUUCCAGUUCCAGAGGAAUGACUUUGUGAUAUCGAUGGGCUGGAUCACGCUGAUCUUCUGGACGAUCAACAUGCCAAAGUCUCUGUGCGUUGGCUACGUGGCCCAUGGCAAAUUGUGAUGCGCAUGCGGAGGAUCCUGCUGUCCAUUACAUCGCUUCGCUCGUUCCGCUGACCCUUAUCGUCGCACCUGUCGAUUGCCC